UCAUUCUUGUCGAAUGAAAUGGCAUCCGUGUUGUGGCUAUAAUGUGGGUGAUAUUUAAUUUAAUAUAAAAAAAUUAUCAUUAUUUACUUAUUGUUUUGGUUCUCAACAUAAUUCGAUUAAUGAUUUUCUUUUUAUAAUUUGACCUCCCUUAUAAUUUAAAACAAUAGAGAAAAAUGAAUUUUUAACACGUGUGAAAUCAUAACCUAAAAUGACAUCUAUUCCGAUUGCUGCUCGCAGUUCAUCUGGCAUAAGCUUAUCAUUUGGACCUCCAAAUUUUGGAAAUGUGGAGGAAUUUGACUCGGUGCAAAGCAAGUCAUGCAGGUCCAUGUUAUUUAGUCCCGAUGGGUCGUAUUUUGCUUACAUAAAUGGACAAAUUUUGAAGAUUGUGCAGACAAGUAAUUGGAAGGAGGUGGCAAGAAUUGAAAACACUAAGGCAUACCAUUUGGCAUUUUCUCCAAAAAGCACUUAUUUGAUGAGUUGGGAACCUUUCACAGUUAGUAAUGCCAAUCCACAGGGCACUCCAAACCUGAAUAUUUAUAGAGCCGAAAAUGGACAACUUGAAAAGAGUUUUGUGCAUAAGAAACAGAGCAACUGGGAACCUCAGUGGAGUGCAGACGAAAAGCUAUUUGCGAGAAUGGUAAAUACGGAUGUUGUUUUUUGUGAAGAUCUCAAUUUUGAAAGAAUCGUUACUAGAAUAAAUUGUCACAAAAUUAUUUCUUAUAAAAUUUCACCCAAUGUUGGUACUUAUUUUGUACUUUGCCAUACCCCUGGCGUUCCAGGACAACCUUCUUUCGGAAGAUUAUUUAAAUAUCCGAACUUUGAUGAACAGCAGGCUCUAGCAAACAAAAGUUUCUUCCAAGCAGACAAGGUAGACUUUUACUGGAAUUCCAAAGGAAACAAUGCCCUUUUACUUACAUCAACGGAAGUCGAUAAGACUGGAGGUUCGUACUACGGAAAACAAGGACUUCACUUUGUUGGUUUAAACGGCCAAACUUCCAUGGUAACACCUAGUAAAGAAGGCCCAAUCUACAGCGUGCAGUGGUCGCCAAAAAAUCAAGAAUUCUGCGUUAUUUACGGUUUCACGCCUGCAAAAGCGACAAUCUACAAUUUAAAGUGUGAAGCAGUCUUCGAACUAGGUAGUGUUGCCAAGAAUUCCGUUUACUACAACCCGCAGGGUAAUAUACUGUUGCUCGGAGGUUUCGGGAACUUAAGGGGACAGAUAGAAUUGUGGGAUGCCGUUAAUAGGAAGAAAAUAGGCAGUUGCGAUGCCCCCGAAACCACGCUGCUGGAAUGGGCGGCUGAUGGUGAACACUUCUUGACCGCUACUACAUCCCCUCGUUUACGAACCAGCAACGGUUAUAAAAUUUGGCACUACACCGGAGUACUAUUGUAUGAAAAGCCAUCACCCCAACAAGAGGAAUUGUACGAUAUUAUUUGGAAGAAUUAUCCAAAACUAGCGUUUAAAGAUCCAAUAAUCACCACAAAGAAAGUGGAAGGGAUAGCCCCCAGCCAACCGCAGGCCUCCACGCAGGCAUAUAGGCCUCCGUCGGCCAGAAAUCGUCCCGCAGUUAAGUUCAGUCUCCACGACGACGAGGAAGCGGCCCAUAAACCAGGGGCUGAUUCGGCGCCUUCAAAAGCCGCCCUUAAACAGAAGAAGAAGAGAGAAGCCAAGAAGGCCAAAAAAUUAGAAGGAGGCGAAGACGAGCCUAAAGGUCCCGCAGUGUCGAGUACAGUACAAAUUAAUUUGACUGGAGAUCCAGAACUGGAUAAAAAGUUGAAGAACAUUAAGAAGAAACUGGACGCUAUAGAGAAGCUCAAGCAACAGCAAGCCCAAGGGAAAACUUUGGAGAUCAAUCAGAUCGAGAAGAUCAAAGGGGAAGAGGAAUUGUUGAAGGAAUUAAAGAACCUUGCUGUGUGAUUUUUUACUGGUAAUAUCUUUAUCAACUAUUUUUCCAAAUAUCAUGAUUAAAUAGCGAUGAAUACAGAAAUGGGGUAAUGCUUUCUCUGCGGUAUUUUGCUAAUAAAGGGCUUAUUUAUUUUA
This is a messenger RNA of Anoplophora glabripennis (Asian longhorned beetle), 2041 nucleotides long. RefSeq names its product eukaryotic translation initiation factor 2A (gene eIF2A). Gene Ontology annotation, biological process: translational initiation. Gene Ontology annotation, cellular component: cytosolic small ribosomal subunit. The coding region runs from base 209 to 1918 and encodes 569 amino acids. The transcript is spliced from 10 exons. Lineage: Eukaryota; Metazoa; Arthropoda; Insecta; Coleoptera; Cerambycidae. Gene Ontology annotation, molecular function: ribosome binding; protein binding; tRNA binding. The record is from RefSeq and is a predicted model, not a curated record.